UUGAAAAAUUUUAGGAACUAAACAAGGCGUUAGACCACAACACAAAAUCCAAUCAAGCACAUCCAGGCACGUAUAUAAGGACACUUACACCAGUCACUCACGCCUCGGUGAGCUGCUUGAACACUUGCAGGUCAUAGUGAUAGGAAGAGCAGCUAGAAGUUUGCAGAGAUGCUUGGGAGGAGCAGGAGGAGAGGUGGCUCAUCAUCCAAUUCGCAGGAACAACCCACCAACACUGGCACGGCCGUCACUGCUGACACCGGCCAGGGGGCGGCGACCGGCGUCUCACAGUUCGUCACGCAGCUCGAUGAGUCUGCCACGAAGAGGCUGCAACGCAUGAAUCAGAGGCUGAGGCUGCUUGAGCAGCAGAUGGAAACAUUGGAGACCGACGUUGCCAAGGCCAGCAGGGAUUCGUACGAGUAGCUAGUAAUCUUAGCGGGCUGCAGCCGAGUAGCUUAUUACCUGCAGCAACUGUGUCACCGAAUUCAGAUGGCUACUCCAUCAACCUGUACUAUUGCUCAGGCUAUAGUUUUAGAAGAUUCAUGGAUAAAUUUGGUGUCCACAGAUAUUGCCUAUCUAUGA
Molecule: messenger RNA, 579 nt
Organism: Sorghum bicolor (sorghum)
Lineage: Eukaryota; Viridiplantae; Streptophyta; Magnoliopsida; Poales; Poaceae
Exons: 2
Coding region: 169-420 (83 amino acids)
Source: RefSeq, a predicted model, not a curated record